Molecule: messenger RNA, 2819 nt
Organism: Manis javanica (Malayan pangolin)
Lineage: Eukaryota; Metazoa; Chordata; Mammalia; Pholidota; Manidae
Source: RefSeq, a predicted model, not a curated record
AUACUGAAUUUUUACCACAGUGACGAAUGACGAUCAGUCUAGCGGUUGCCAACGAGUUGAAGAAAUUCUCUCUUUGACGCCAGGAUCGUAAUGAAAAGGAGGGAAGGAAAACAGACACCCAGGACUGUCCCAGAACUGUCCUGCCACAGCCUCUCGGCUGAUACAGAAGCUGCCGCCAGUUUCCACCGCCUGCUGAGGGAGAACCUUACUUCCCCGGUCGCCGCCGCUCCAAGGGAGGAGACGGCAGCCGCUGAGUCGCCCGGCAGCCUGUUGGGUCAGCAGUGUAAGGGACUCGCCUGCAGGUCUUCGGCGCCUCCCGGCCCGUCGUGAGUUCCCGGCUCGUGUCCCCCGGCUGGUCCGGGGGGAUCCGGGCACCGCCUCCACGGCAGCCCCGCCGGACGCGCUGACCGGGCCGCAGCCCGCGCCCCGAGCAGACGGCGUCAUGAAGCACCUGCCCUACUUCUGCCGCGGCCAAGUGGUGCGGGGCUUCGGCCGCGGCUCCAAGCAGCUGGGCAUCCCCACGGCUAACUUUUCUGAACAAGUAGUAGAUAAUCUUCCAGCUGAUGUAUCCACUGGCAUUUAUUAUGGUUGGGCCAGCGUUGGAAGUGGAGAUGUCCAUAAGAUGGUGGUGAGCAUAGGAUGGAACCCAUACUACAAGAAUACAAAAAAGUCCAUGGAAACUCAUAUCAUGCAUACCUUCAAAGAGGACUUCUAUGGGGAAAUCCUCAAUGUGGCCAUUGUUGGCUACCUCAGACCAGAAAAGAACUUCGAUUCUUUAGAGUCACUCAUUUCAGCAAUUCAAGGUGAUAUUGAGGAAGCUAAGAAACGACUAGAUUUACCAGAACAUUUGAAACUCAAAGAAGACAAUUUCUUCCAGGUUCCUAAAAGCAAAAUAAUGAAUGGCCACUGAUGAAAAAUCAUCUUAUUUAUUCAUCACUGUUUUCUAGUAUUUUGUUGCUCAUAGCUAUGCAGUCUCACCUUGGUUAUAUUUCCAAAGUCAAACAUUUUCCUACAACUGUGAGUUAGUAUAAAUAGUACAAUGUAGUUACCAUAUUAUACUUCCAUUAUUCAAUUAAACCCAUCAUGCACCAGUACUGAAAGGAUUCAUUGAUUCAUUUUAAAAAUCAAGAUUGUUUUUUAUAUAGUAUGUUGAUUAAGAUGGACCACUAGAAAGCUCUUAAUAUCUUAUAAUGGAAAUGAAAUAUAUGUAAGUAUGGUAAAAAAGACACAAGUCACUAGUUUGAGAUGAGAACUAUAAUCAUCAUGGUAAAAUACUAACACGUAUGUACAUGUCUGGAAUGCUCUGCUAAAUAGCGAAGGCUUAUAAAAGUACAAGUAUUAAAUAGGUUUGACAGUUUAUUAUAAACUUAAAAGGAAAAUCCCAGACUUUGUAUUUUUAAUAUUUUGUGCAUUAAUGUGUUGUUAUAGACAUGAAGACUUGGGAAAUUUCAUUUUAAUUAGUCAUUUCCUCAAAUCAGUGUACUGUGUUCCAUUUUUGUUACAGCUGCCUCCAUUCUAACUGGUCUAGACUCCUUCCUAUCAUUUUCUUUCUCUUUCAAAGCAGUAAAGUGAGUGUUUUUCAAAUCUCUAGCUCUCAUUUUUGUAUUGUAUAAUUCUUCUCUCUUUUUAAGAGUAGUCUUCAACAUUGUUCUUGACUUUGGUUCUUUUUUCCUUUAAACAAUUGUCAGUGUCAAUUUUUUUUAUCCAUUUUCAUUUAACUCUACACUUAACAAAGGAUUGCACUUAAAUCUAUCAUUCUAUCCCUUCACUAUGUGAACAGUGAUUAAGUGCACAUCUGUAUUGCAUUUUAGGAAAAAAAAACUUCAUACUUAGGUUUCCUGAAAGUUUGAAUGAACACAUACAGUUCAUUUAUAUAUACCAGUUUCUUAAAGAACACAUAAUACUGUUUCCCCUCUAGGAAACUAUUUAGGAGCCAAUAGAAAGUUAUUUAUUUUUAAUGUAAUUACAUGUUCCUGAGCAAAUGUAAACCUGUAGUUGUGCGUACACAGUGUAAUUUAAUGCUAGAUAGUUGUAGCUUGAGGGAAAAGCAUAAAUAAUAAAGUUUUAGUUAAUCUUCAUACUAUUCAUUUUCCUUUCCUAGCUACUAAGAAGUGAUUUUUGGCCACUCAAGACCUUUGUUUAUAUUGGCAAAAGUUGAAAUCUUUGGAUAUUUAGGAAAUUAAUAUUACAGAUUGUUUUGGCCCCUGAAACAGUACAUUUCAUUAUUGUUUACUUUUAAAGGGUAAUUUUAAAGAUAACUCUAUAAAUAAUUUUUGUCUAGUCUGCAUAAAUGAGCUAGAAAACUGAUUUUAACAAAAAUAUGAAGUAUUUAGAAAAACAUCCAAAGCUAAUGUUGGAGAAGGGGUAAGUAUGGAUAAUUUCAGUUAGAUCAUGUUUUACUUUUUGGUGUAUGGAUUAUGGCAAACAGUGUAGUAUGUGUCUUUUUCAUUUUUUGUCUAUGAAAAUAUUUAGAAAUGUGAUUUACUGUUAGGAAUCCUAUACUUGAAAGAAGCCUCAAUUCCCAGUGGCUUUGUAAAGCAAAGUUAAACAUGGAAAGUGUAGACAGAUUUGUUUGUUUGAAGUGCUUGCUGCUAAUUAUGUCCUCAUUAAGUGCAUGAAAGUUCUUUGAUAGUGUCACCUUAACAUUUUGUUAAAUAGCCAUUACGUAAAAAAGUCAUUUGGUGUGAGGUUUAGGGGUUAAUUAAUAGUGUCUACAAUUUUUUUAAAUUUUAUAUUAUAAAUUGUAGUAUCAUUUUUUUAUUAGUUUGAACGUUUUCAGGCCUGGAAAUAAAUUUUAACUAAGUGAUGUUUUUUUCUUG